This is a messenger RNA of Danaus plexippus (monarch butterfly), 1533 nucleotides long. RefSeq lists its product as uncharacterized. NCBI's taxonomy places the organism in Eukaryota, Metazoa, Arthropoda, Insecta, Lepidoptera, Nymphalidae. Bases 1 to 1533 code for a protein of 510 amino acids. Gene Ontology annotation, biological process: DNA integration; DNA recombination. The record is from RefSeq and is a predicted model, not a curated record. The transcript is spliced from 2 exons. Gene Ontology annotation, molecular function: DNA binding.
AUGUUUGCUGUCUUAGCAGCUAUUCAACUCGAUCAGGAUGGCUUGCAAAACUCACAAAUACUUCUUCAGACCGACAACCGGACCGUUGUAUCAUACAUAAACAAAGAAGGAGGUACUCAGUCUCUGAAGCUUCUGGAACAAACUCGGCGGCUUCUAUCGGUUCUAGACAAAGUGAACAUGCAUCUAAUAGCACAAUAUAUACCGGGCAGAUACAAUGUAGAAGUCGAUGCAUUGUCCCGUCAAAAGGCUUGCCCCGAAUGGCACUUGAUAACAGAAGCAACCACGAAAAUAUUUCAAAUGUGGGGGUGUCCAGAAAUAGAUUUUUUCGUAUCGAAAACGGCCCACGUAGUUCGGACAUUUGGUACUUGCUCACUUGAACCAGGCCAAAGGACUCCAUGUUAUAAUAGCUCCGAAAUGGCAAAAGGUGUUUUGCCAAUCGGAUCUUCAGAACCGAGCCUUAUAUCUAAUUCCAGAUCUGAACCGUGUACUUCUAGACACGCGAACAGGAACACACCCACCGGAUGUUCAAAAAUUACAACUGGGAGCUUGGCUGAUUUCGGGUGGCAGGAAAUUUUAACAGGAUGGACGGAGUCUGAGCAACGGUUGCUUCGGUCAUGCUGGAGAGAUUCUAUAUUGAAUACAUAUAAACCAGCAUGGAUAAGAUGGAAGAAGUGGUGUGAUUUAAAUUCAGUAGAUCAUAAAUUUCCGAACGGAAGUAGAGUAGCGCGGUACCUAGCUCAUCUUCAUUGCGAUAUAGGUCUAGCAUAUAGAACUAUUCUUGUUCAUAAAUCGGUAGAUCUAUCGUCGGAUUUCUUUAUUAAACAUAUUCUAAGAGCAAUAUCAAUCUCACGCGAAAAAUUGGCAAAGCCACCUAUCUGGAACCCAAAAAAGCUACUAGAUUAUGUGAGUUCGCACAAUCCUAAUAAAAAUAGCCUUUUCGAUGUUUCAAGGCAUGCCGCGACACUUCUGCUACUUGCUUCCGGUCGUAGAAUUCAUGAUCUCACGCUCUUGCGAAUUGAUAAUCAGAGUUUAUUAUAUGAGGAAGAUGAUUUGAUCUUUUGGCCAGCUUUUGGUUCCAAAACCGACAAUGCAAACCAUAGGCGAUCCGGAUGGAGGUUAAAACCGCAUCCCAUUCAAAACUUGAACACGAACUUUUGGAUUAAAAGAGUAUUGACUCUGAGUUCAGAUCGACGAAAUGAUUUAAGUCACUUAUUUAUCACACCGAGAGGUGUGGUAAAACCAGCUUCGAGAACAAUGAUUGGUGGAUGGGUGAAGUCACUUUUAAAAGAUGCUGAUAUUGAAGCGUCACCAGGCUCAGUAAGAUCAGCCGUGACUUCCCUUAAUUUUAUUGAAAGCUUUCCUAUAGAUCAAAUACUAGCAACUAGUAAUUGGAAAAUGAUUCUCACCUUGCAAAAUUACUACCAGAGGGAAUUAAUUGAUUAUAAUUCACGUAAUUCGAACUCAUCAUCUAUGUCUUUCUCAUUAUUUCAACCCAGUUCAUGGAAAUAUGUUAUAGAAAUCAAUCUAAUAUAA